AUCUACGCCACAAGACUGUAGAUUGCCGGGGUUCUUAUACAAAGGAACAAAAAGAGUAACAAAGUCCGGGUUACUGUGUCAAAGAUGGGAUAUGCAGAGCCCACAUGAACAAAAUUAUUUUAUGUUUAGUCUUGCGCAAGAGAACUUCUGUAGAAACUUUGACAGAGAAGAACCAUGGUGCUUCACCAAUAAUUCAACCAUUCGUUGGGAACUUUGUGGUGUGGACGUUUGUUUUUCCCCAUGUCUAAACAAAUCGAUUGAUACUCAACAAAUAGCAUCUGAUUGUUUUGCUGCUGAACCAACCGGUAAUGAAUUUUGCAGUCGCUUGUGGAAAAUUGUUGAAUGUAUGAAGACACGUAUUGAAUCUUCUACGAAAAUGCCAUGUUCUGGGAUUGAGUUAAAAUCCAUUGCUCUGCAAAGACAGGACAUUUUAGAAAGAUUAAUGGGAAGGUCUAUCUCUCAGUGUAUUAAAGCUCCGUGUACAGAUUCACGUGUGUCAACUAUUGAAGGACUAGUGAAUUACGGAAACCCUUGCAAUCUACAGUACCCUCUUGAGAAGUCAAACUCAGAAACAUUGUGCCGUAAUUUUCAACGUGUAGCAAAUUGUAUAGUUUCAAAAAUAAACGAUGAAACGAAUUCCACUUGUCUGACAAAGGAUAAAGUAUCAACGGCAAAGAAGUUUACAUCCCUGAUACCUCAAGAUGCUGCUAAUAUUAGUCUUUGUAAGAACAGUUUAUUUACAAUUUUAUAUUUUCAUGUUUUCUCGUUGGAGAAUUGA
Saccostrea echinata is the source of this 778-nucleotide messenger RNA. RefSeq lists its product as uncharacterized. Bases 92 to 778 code for a protein of 228 amino acids. The record is from RefSeq and is a predicted model, not a curated record. The transcript has 5 exons. NCBI's taxonomy places the organism in Eukaryota, Metazoa, Mollusca, Bivalvia, Ostreida, Ostreidae.